Messenger RNA from Culicoides brevitarsis, 977 nucleotides. It is a transcript of the gene Tfb4, whose product is annotated as general transcription factor IIH subunit 3. Gene Ontology annotation, biological process: nucleotide-excision repair; regulation of DNA-templated transcription. The transcript is spliced from 4 exons. Lineage: Eukaryota; Metazoa; Arthropoda; Insecta; Diptera; Ceratopogonidae. The record is from RefSeq and is a predicted model, not a curated record. Gene Ontology annotation, cellular component: transcription factor TFIIH core complex; transcription factor TFIIH holo complex. Bases 77 to 946 code for a protein of 289 amino acids.
GGAGACGUACACCGGUUGUUUUUGUUUUCACUUUCGCGACGUUUUCGAAGUUUUGAGGCAGAAAUUCGACCGAAAAAUGGAUGAAAAUAAAGAUUGCAGCUUGUUGAUGAUCAUUUUAGACACGAAUCCAUCACAGAAAAUCCUUCAUUCAAAUCCGCAGCAUCUCACGACGUGCCUGGACUCGAUUGUAGCUUUCGCCAAUGCUCAUUUGAUGCAAAAAGCUGUGAAUAGUCUCGCGAUGAUUGCUUGUCAUCAUCAUGCAACGCAAUUUCUCUUCCCGAACCCCUCGAGGCAACAAAUGAACAUCCGACAAAUCGACGGGCAGUACGAAAUGUUUACUUUAGUCGAGAAAACCGUCAAACAGAAGCUGGCUCAGUUUAUUUCAUCUGCUCCUCGUAUUAAUACUCCGGUCGAAUCGAUGUUGGCAGGCGCUAUGGCGAUGGCUUUGUGUUAUAUUCAUCGCGUACAGAACAACAAACCAGUUGGGACGAAAAUAAAUCCUCGAAUUUUGGUUGUUACAGGCAGCACCGAAUGCGCUUCGCAGUACAUGACUUAUAUGAAUGUCUUUUUUACCGCUCAAAAGGAGGGAAUUGUGAUCGAUGUUUGUGCUUUGGAUAAGACUUUGAGUUUGUUGCAGCAAGGAGCUGAUAUCACAGGCGGGCAUUAUUUGAAGUUGCCACAAAUUGAUGGGUUUUUGCAGUAUUUGUUGUGGGUAUUUCUUCCUGAUCCAAGUACGCGACAGAAGCUCGUAUUACCUCCGCCAGUUAAAAUUGACUAUCGAGCUGCUUGUUUUUGUCAUCGGGAACUCAUUGACAUCGGUUAUGUUUGUUCCGUUUGUCUUUCAAUUUUUUGCAAAUUCAGUCCAAUUUGUACAACUUGCCACACAGUUUUCAAAACUCCCGCGCCAAUAACGGGCAAACCAAAGAAGAAAAAGGUCAAAACUUGAGAGUUCUAAAAUAAAAUUCAAUUUAAAUUCG